Messenger RNA from Histoplasma mississippiense, 2457 nucleotides. RefSeq lists its product as hypothetical. Bases 1 to 2457 code for a protein of 818 amino acids. Gene Ontology annotation, biological process: transcription preinitiation complex assembly; DNA-templated transcription initiation; transcription by RNA polymerase III. Lineage: Eukaryota; Fungi; Ascomycota; Eurotiomycetes; Onygenales; Ajellomycetaceae. Gene Ontology annotation, molecular function: RNA polymerase III type 3 promoter sequence-specific DNA binding; TBP-class protein binding; RNA polymerase III general transcription initiation factor activity. The transcript has 3 exons. Gene Ontology annotation, cellular component: transcription factor TFIIIB complex; nucleus; transcription preinitiation complex. The record is from RefSeq and is a predicted model, not a curated record.
AUGACCAGCAUGCGCCCGCCCGCCCGCUUCCCCCGGGCUCCAGGCGGUGGGAUACGCGGCCCGGUCCAACGCCUCGCCAGUCUCCGCAACCCCAAUCCCAUCCCGAGUCCUCGCCCGCGCCUGCAACAAAAGCCCACCACCCAUCCCAAGACCUCAACCUGCCCAAACCCUGGCUGUCCGGCCCCGAAUAUCGUGGAGGAUGAUGGCAUGAAAGUGUGUUCGGGCUGCGGGACUGUCGUCAGCGAAGCGAACAUUGUCUCGGAAAUCACAUUUGGCGAAUCCGCGUCUGGUGCUGCCGUUGUGCAAGGCACCUUUGUCGGGGCGGGCCAGAGCUAUGGGCGCAGCUUCGGGCCUGGGUUCCAACGGGGUGGUGGCAUGGAGAGUAGGGAGAUUACGGAGCAAAAUGGAAACCGCUAUAUUGCCCAGUUAUCUCGAGCUUUGAACGUCCCAGAGAGCGCCACCAAGGCUGCUGGUCAAGUUUUCAAGCUUGCGGUGGGGUUAAAUUUUAUCCAAGGUCGCCGCACAAAAACCGUUGCGGCCGUGUGUCUGUAUAUUGCCUGUCGCCGCCAGGAUGGAAAUACAGUCAUGCUGAUUGACUUUGCCGAUGUGCUGAUGAUUAAUGUGUUCAAACUCGGUCGUGCGUACAAAGCAUUACUUGACGAGCUACGUCUGGGCGGAAACGUCUUUAUCAUGAACCCCAUUGACCCAGAAAGCUUAAUCUACCGGUUCGCGAAACAGCUUGAGUUCGGUUCCUCGAUGAUGCAGGUUGCAAGCGAGGCAGUACGCAUUGUGCAGCGAAUGAACCGCGACUGGAUGAUUACCGGUCGGCGCCCCGCAGGCAUUUGCGGAGCGGCCCUAAUCCUUGCAGCCCGCAUGAACAACUUCCGACGAACUAUCCGCGAGGUCGUGUACGUGGUUAAAGUAACGGAGCUCACGAUCCAUCAACGGUUGAAAGAAUUUAAAGCGACGGAAAGCGGAGACCUCACCGUCGACCAAUUCCGUUCCGUCCAGUUGGAGAACGCACACGACCCGCCUGCCUUCACGCAGGGAAAGAGAUUGAAACAGGCAAUGAAGCAGAAAAACGCAAGCACUGAAAUCGCAAACGGCGAUGAGGACGAAAAUGCCCGACAGCUAACAACAACAUCUUCCGCUCCGAGAACAAUGCGAGUAGACGCAGAUGGCUUCGCUAUCCCAGACGUCCCCAUCGAUCCCGCCUUGUUAGCCGACAAAGACGGGGUGGUCCCCCCAGGUCCCUCAACAACAAAAGCCAAACGCGGCCGACCAAAGGGCGCCAAAAACUUCCGCCCCCCACCCCCAACAGCAUCCGAACUAGCCUCUGAAUCCGCCCUCGAAUCCGAAAUGCAAGAACUCCUCACAACGGGCACGAACCUGCUCGCCUCCACAAAUUGCACAACCUCUCACACCGCGCCAACAGCACAGUGCACCGCCACCCCCCAGCCGCCGAAACCGAUCCCUUCAACCCCGGACAUCGACGCCAGCGAAUUCGACUCCGAUCCGGAAGUAAAAUACUGCCUCCUCUCCCCCGCCGAAGUCGAGAUCAAAGAGCGUAUCUGGGUCCACGAGAACAAGGACUAUCUGCGCAUGCAACAGGCUAAAGCGCUCAAGCGCGCGUUGGCGGCGGAGGAGGAUUUGAUGAACGGGCGGGUGCCUGGUAGUGGCAUGGGCCGUCGACCGCGGAAGAGAAGAAAGGGGCGGAUGGGCGAUGUAGGGUAUUUGGACGGGAAGGAGGGGGGAGGUGAGGAAAGUAUGGAUGGGGGGGGAGGGGCCAGGGGAACGAGAGCAUCGACGCCGGCGGAGGCGACGAGGAGGAUGCUUGAGCAGAGGGGUUUUAGCAAGAAGAUUAAUUAUCGGCUGCUGGAGGAGAUGUAUGAGGAUGGCGAUGAGAGGAAAGCGGUUGAGAGGAGGGGGAAUAGUGAGAGUGGGGAGGGAGAGGGUGGGAAUGGAGGGUGGAGGAGGAGCAGGCGGAGUGCGAGCGUAUCUAGCGUGCGGAGCUCUAUUGUGGUUUCGGACCGGAGUGCUGCUGCUGCUGCUGCUAGUGGUGCUGGUCUUGGAAUCCGGGGCCCGGUCAGAGAGAGGGUUGUCAAGGGAAGUAGGUCCGGGAGCUCUGUUCCUGCUUUUGUUUCUGCUGUUCCUACAAUCCCUUCCCCAGCGCCAGCUCCAGCGCCAACAUCCUCAUCUACACAACCCCAACCCACCGCCACCACCCUCGGAGAGGAGGCAGAAGCAGCCACGCCAACACCACCCUCGACAAACCCCCACGAGGAAAUCCUCGGCUACAUCCCCGGUCCCGAGCGGGGCGAAGAGGACGCGGACGUAGAUGGAGAAGAUACGGACGAUGAUGAGGAGGAUGUGGUGGAGGAUGACCAUGUCGACGAGGCCUUUGCGGGCAAUUAUUACGGAGGGGCCAGCGACGAUGACGAUGAUUAUUACUUUUAG